Molecule: messenger RNA, 387 nt
Organism: Drosophila busckii
Lineage: Eukaryota; Metazoa; Arthropoda; Insecta; Diptera; Drosophilidae
Exons: 3
Coding region: 1-366 (121 amino acids)
Source: RefSeq, a predicted model, not a curated record
AUGAACAACAAAGUGGCGUCCUGGUUUUACAGCUGCCUAUGCUGUGUGCAUAAUGUGGGCGCAGCUGAGCAACCUGAACAGGUGAAUGCACUGCCCAAUUGUCUAACCUAUAGACAAAUAGCAGGCUUAGGUGUUGGAGCCAGCUCAGCACCCUCGAAGCGUGUGCCUGUGCUGUUUACCACAAAUCGUGGACUCUAUGUACGUGUGGCACAAUCAUCAGCCAGCAAACAUGAAUAUGAAAUAAACUUUUGUGAUCUGGAGCGUUGGAGCACCAAACGCGCUAAUGUAGUUAGCCUGGAGGAUUCGUUCAGCUUAGUGCAGCAGCCACGAAGUUGGAACAACUAUGCGCUGUAUAAUAAACUUUAAUUGCGAAUUUACUUAAAUGAC